Nymphaea colorata (pocket water lily) is the source of this 1524-nucleotide messenger RNA. RefSeq names its product putative 12-oxophytodienoate reductase 11. The record is from RefSeq and is a predicted model, not a curated record. The coding region runs from base 143 to 1183 and encodes 346 amino acids. Gene Ontology annotation, molecular function: FMN binding; oxidoreductase activity. NCBI's taxonomy places the organism in Eukaryota, Viridiplantae, Streptophyta, Magnoliopsida, Nymphaeales, Nymphaeaceae. The transcript is spliced from 5 exons.
UGGAGUUUUGCCGGACAGUGCAUCUUUUAGUGUUUCAGUGACCUUAUUCGAACAUCUGUUCACCUAAUUCCGGAAAAAAUUAUCCAAGAGUUGCGACGAGGUAAGAAGAGGUGAAGGUGGGAAGGAGAAACCCAGAAAAGGCAUGGCAGCAGGACAACCGCCAUCGCAACCGCUACUCUCUCCUUAUCAGAUGGGCAGAUUCGCCCUCUCCCACAGGGUGGUAUUGGCUCCGAUGACGAGACAGAGGUCUUACAAUAAUAUUCCUCAGCCUCAUGCAGCCUUGUAUUACUCCCAAAGAACCACUCAAGGUGGACUUCUAAUAUCUGAAGCCACUGAGGUCUCUGGCACUGCUCAAGUAUAUCCAGAUACACCUGGAAUAUGGACACAAGAGCAAAAAAAUGCAUGGAUACCGAUUGUACAUGCUGUACAUGAUAAAGGUGGGAUUUUCUUCUGUCAGAUUUGGCAUGUAGGAGGAGUUGCUAGUGGUGGUUUUGAACCUAAAGACGACACAGUAAUUUCUCCUUCUGAUCAGUUAGUGGCACAAGAAACUCUUAUUCACCAUUUCAGAUGUGCUGCAAGGCAUGCUCUUGAGGCUGGCUUUGAUGGCGUUGAGAUCCAUGCUGGCCAUGGUUACAUAUUAGAAUUAUUGUUGAAGGACAGCACAAAUAACCACAAAAAUGAGUGUGGAGGCAAUUUAAAAAAUGGUUGCAGCUUUAUAUUUGAAGUGGUUGAGGCGAUUGUCCAGGAAAUUGGAGCAGACAGAGUUGGUAUCAGACUCGCACCUUUUGCAACUUAUGCAGGGUUUAGUAUCAAAAACCCUGAAACUUUUGGCCUUUACAUGGCAGAAGCAUUAAACAAGUAUGGCAUUCUAUAUGCACACUUUGUGGAACCAAGUCCUAACAAAAGGGUCGGACCUCCGAACAGUUUACUUGCGUUUAGGAAGGCCUUUAAAGGAACUUUCAUUGCAUGUGGAGGUUAUAGCAAAGAUGAUGGUAACAAAGCAGUUGCUGAAGGAUAUACAGAUCUUGUCGCUUUUGGCAAAUAUUUCUUGGCUAAUCCAGACCUGCCUAAGAGGUUUGAGCUUGGUGCUCCUCUUAACAGAUACAACAGAGAUACAUUCUACAUUCGAGAUCCAGUUGUCGGAUACACUGAUUAUCCAUUCCUUGAUACACUUGACCCAUAAGUUUUCACCAUCCCCUGCAUCGUUGUAGAAAUUCCUUUUGGUGUGUGGUUUGCUCCAUAAGUAGAGGUUGCCAACCAACUCGCAUAAUAUAGUCUCUAUGGCAUCCUCCAUCUGGCAGGAGAUGGUUGUGUUAUUAUGCAUUUUCCUUUUUUCCAAAAUUCAAACUUGAAUUUUCUUGUUUUGGUUCUUUAAGUUGUCUAGUCUUGUAAGUGUUGGGAGUGCAAUUCUCAAUGUAGGGAUGCAUUGUAGUUCUGCUGAGUGAGCUUCUCAUAACACAGAGUUCAGGCGGUUUAUGAUCCAGCCUGCAAUUCUUUUGCUCAGUUCAAUGGGUUCUAUUUCUA